This is a messenger RNA of Chlamydomonas reinhardtii, 3282 nucleotides long. RefSeq lists its product as uncharacterized. The record is from RefSeq and is a predicted model, not a curated record. The coding region runs from base 281 to 2167 and encodes 628 amino acids. The transcript is spliced from 11 exons. Lineage: Eukaryota; Viridiplantae; Chlorophyta; Chlorophyceae; Chlamydomonadales; Chlamydomonadaceae.
GCCGUGUGUUACCGCCGUGUGCUAGCGCUGUUCCAAAAAGGUCCAACGAGGAGAUCUGCGUCUAUUACCUGGGCAGCACUAAAAAUAAGCUUGCUUCGCGCUCGUAACACAAUUAUCAUAUUGGAGCAUUCGACUUAUCAAGCACAACCGAGCCAACAUUUUUGCCCAGCAAGCCGCAGGGGCUGGGCCGGCCCAUACGACGUGCCGAUCAGAUAAUCACUAGGCUAUCUUGCGACUUAUCGUCCAGCAGGGCGAGCUGCACUGCACACGCUCCGGAGGAAUGAGGCAAGCCUUGCCUUCUGCCGCCGUGGGCCAGCUGCCACACGCUCGGCCGCGCCAUGUUAUAGCUGGUGCACCACGGAGCAUCAGAGCGCGUAAGCUUCCAUGCCACGCGGCGUCGACGCUCGGCGCCGGGGAUUCCAGCCAGGCUGCGGGCGGUAAACCCGCCAGUGCAAAGGACGCGCCGCGGGCAGCCGCCGACGCCCCUUCGGAUGCCGGGCGCACGGCGCCGUCCACCGCUGACGACGGCGCCGCCAGCAGCAGCGGCGCAAGUGCCGACGGCCCCAGCUCGCGCGCUUUCGUGUCCAGCCCCGCGCUAGUCCGCCGCCUGGCCGCAGCCACCACCGCUGAGGACGUUGCGGACGCGCUCUCCGAAGAGGUGCCAUCUGGGUUGCGGGAGGAGGACGCCAGGGCGGUGCUUUCCUUCUGCCUGCAGCGCGGCAAGACCGCGCUAGCGCUCAGCAUCUACCGGGAGAUGUGUCUGGCGCGGCGUGGAGGGUCGCGGCCGGGCGCAGCGGGCCGCAGCCUGGACGUCGCGUUCUCCUGGCCGGCCGCUGGGCUGGCCACCACAACAGAGCUGGUGCUGGGGCUGUGCCAGCAGCUGUGCAUCGUGGAGGCGCUGCAGGUCCUGGCCGACAUCAAGGUGCAGGGCCUGCCGCGCGGCAGUGAGGAGGUGGGGUUCGGCAAGGUGGUCACCAGCCCGCUGGCGCCGGACCGGCCGCUCACCGUGGUGCAGCCGCAGGAGGGCGCCAAGACAGUGGCCGACGGGUACAGUCGCUAUGAGUACGACGUGUACUCCGGCACCUGCCUGGGCAUGAGCUCCACGGCGCUCAACGGCAACGGCAACCUGCUGCUGGGGCUAGGCCGCGCGCUGGGGCUGGUGAAGAAGCCCGGCGUGGCGGCCAUUCACGAGUUCGUGCUGCAGGCUCCCGACAGCACCUCCCGCACCUUCCGUGUGGGCACAGAGAACGCCACCGUGCCGGCACAGGUGGGCGAGCGGCUGACGGUUGUGUCCUCGCCGGUGCGCAACGUGCGGCAGGGCGGGCUCUUCAACGCCUCACCGCCCGGCACCCGACCCGGCGAGGCACUGUCUGCCACCAACCACAAGACGGGGACGGUGCUGCAGCUGCUGAGGCCGCCGGCGUCGGUGGAGCAGGCGGGCGCGCUGCCCAGCUGGGUGCUGCCUGUGGCUGUGGUGCUGGCGGGCGGCGACGCCGCCUCCAGCCUGCUGGACCCGGCGCUGCCGCUGCUGCUGGCGGCGGGCGCGGCCUCGCUGGCGGGCGGCAGCCUGGUGACCAGCAGCGUGGUGGUGCCCCGGCUCAAACAGCUGCCCGACAACAAGAUCAAGGUGGAGUACGUGCGGCAGCAGCUGCUGGGGCAGUACAACACACUGGCGGGCAAGGCGGCGGCGGUGCUGACCGAGUCCGCGGAGGACGUGCGCUUCCUGGCGCGGCUGUGGCAGCUGCAGAACAAGAUGGAGGCCGUGGGCGGUGCCGCGGCGCCAGUCGCCGCCGCCGCGGCGGCGGCCGCUGCUGGCGCCGGCUCCAGCAGCGGGGCAGCUGCGAGCAGCAGUGGCAGUGGCAGUGGGGCCAGCAGCAGUGGCGGGCCGGCGGCGUCGGCGUACGAGGCGCGCAUAGGGCGCGUGUCUCGCGCACGGGCGAACAUUGAGGAGCGCCUGGCCCGGAAGGUGGAGCUGCUGGAUGGGUACAGCCGCGUGAUGAACAUGAUCGAGAUUGAGGUGGAGAUGGACAUUGAGGUGCCGGCCGCCGAGGUGGCGGGCAUACAGCAGCAAAUGGACCGGCUCAUCGAGCUGGAGAGCGUGGCGGAGGACUGGCGCGCGCAGGCAGAGGCGCGGGACGAGGUGGAGCGGCUGCUUCGCGCGGCCUGAUGAUGUGGAGGGGUCCGGUGGCUGGAGUCGCAGCUGCGUGUGGCAAACUUUCGAGGCAGGAAGCCAAGUGCAAGCGUUGGUAGCCGGCAGCAUCAUCGUGAGCGUCGGCGUGACCUGUGAUAUCGUGCAGGUGCAGGUGUGCGGGAAAGCCGCAGAGAGAUGUCGGUGCAACGUUUAAUACGCAAACACAUACGCGGAUGUACCAGACAAGGAAAAGGUGUGCGCACUGCCCAUGCAGCAGUACAGAAAGCAGAUGUGUGCAAGUGCAGUGCGGUUGAGCAGGAAAAACGGGUAGUGAUGAACUGAUAAGAUUAUUGCGAAGGUAUUGCUUUGCGUCGUACGUGUGAGACCUUGAGAAGUGCUGGAGCGCGUUCCAUGGGAUACAGUAUUCCCACCGCCAAAACACACAUUGCAUCAAGCAAGUGGCACGGAAGGUCAAUGGCGCAGCCCGAGAGACGCCAUUGGUUGACGGGGGUGCGUGUGGGAGCCACAGGAGCUGUGUAGGACGAGCAGGUGCAGGAACAGAAUAGUGGCAAUUUUGGCAACCCGAACACACCAUGCCACGAGUAAGCGGAGAGCGCUGCGGUUUGUGAUGUGUGCCUAUCAGUUGGGUCAGGGCCGGCACAGUUGGGACGGCACUGAGCUUUUGUGAACAGACCCGAGAGUGUCCAGUCAGCAUCGGCUCCCCUCAUCUCCACACACACCGCCUCGUGCGGCCGUCAAUCCUACCUCACUGCACCCCUGUGCCUCCCGCAUAGCGCUGCUGCGGCAAAGUGGGCAACCUGCGGUCUGCGCAAUGCAAAUGGUGGCGUGACGCUCAGUACGGCAGACAGGCAGGGAAUAGGAGCUUGACCGGGGCCCUCUUUCCUUGGAAAGGGAAGGGCCCGCAUUGUUGUCAAGGUCGCCAGCCUGGCUGCCCGGGCUGCCCGGGCGGGGUCGAUGCUGUUACUAAACCCCGCGCCUGACCCCGCGUUGCACUCAGCAAGCCCGUGUCAGCGUAUUGCACUCCGUUCCUUCGACAGCGCAGAUGCUUAGACUCUGUACGAUGCAGCUGCACGAGGGCUGGUUUGUACUGCGAGCCCUGGGGAUAUUACUGAUGUAUAAGAUCAUUUAUC